Molecule: messenger RNA, 1687 nt
Organism: Phragmites australis (common reed)
Lineage: Eukaryota; Viridiplantae; Streptophyta; Magnoliopsida; Poales; Poaceae
Product: tubulin beta-2 chain
Exons: 3
Coding region: 48-1391 (447 amino acids)
Biological process (GO): mitotic cell cycle; microtubule cytoskeleton organization
Cellular component (GO): microtubule; cytoplasm
Molecular function (GO): GTP binding; GTPase activity; structural constituent of cytoskeleton
Source: RefSeq, a predicted model, not a curated record
CCCCCCUCACCCGCCGCCGCCUCCUCCUCCACCACCCUUCGCCCAAGAUGAGGGAGAUCCUUCACAUCCAGGGCGGCCAGUGCGGCAACCAGAUCGGUGCCAAGUUCUGGGAGGUCGUCUGCGCCGAGCACGGCAUCGACGCCACCGGCCGUUACGGCGGCGACUCCGACCUCCAGCUCGAGCGCGUCAACGUCUACUACAACGAGGCCUCAUGCGGCCGCUUCGUGCCCCGCGCCGUCCUCAUGGACCUCGAGCCCGGCACCAUGGACUCCGUCCGCUCCGGCCCCUACGGCCACAUCUUCCGCCCCGACAACUUCGUCUUCGGCCAGUCCGGCGCCGGCAACAACUGGGCCAAGGGCCACUACACCGAGGGCGCUGAGCUCAUCGACGCCGUCCUCGACGUCGUGCGCAAGGAGGCCGAAAACUGCGACUGCCUCCAGGGAUUCCAGGUCUGCCACUCGCUUGGUGGCGGCACCGGCUCCGGGAUGGGCACGCUCCUCAUCUCCAAGAUCCGCGAGGAGUACCCGGACAGGAUGAUGCUCACCUUCUCCGUCUUCCCCUCGCCCAAGGUCUCGGACACCGUCGUCGAGCCAUACAACGCCACCCUCUCCGUGCACCAGCUCGUCGAGAACGCCGACGAGUGCAUGGUGCUCGACAACGAGGCGCUCUACGACAUCUGCUUCCGCACGCUCAAGCUCACCACACCAAGCUUCGGCGACCUUAACCACCUCAUCUCUGCCACCAUGAGCGGCGUCACCUGCUGCCUCCGCUUCCCCGGGCAGCUCAACUCCGACCUCCGCAAGCUCGCCGUGAACCUCAUCCCCUUCCCGCGCCUCCACUUCUUCAUGGUCGGCUUCGCGCCGCUCACCUCCCGCGGGUCGCAGCAGUACCGCGCCCUGACGGUCCCCGAGCUCACCCAGCAGAUGUGGGACGCCAAGAACAUGAUGUGCGCUGCAGAUCCACGGCACGGCCGCUACCUGACGGCCUCCGCCAUGUUCCGCGGCAAGAUGAGCACCAAGGAGGUGGACGAGCAGAUGCUCAACGUGCAGAACAAGAACUCGUCCUACUUCGUGGAGUGGAUCCCGAACAACGUCAAGUCCACCGUCUGCGACAUCCCGCCCACGGGCCUCAAGAUGGCCUCCACCUUCAUCGGCAACUCCACCUCCAUCCAGGAGAUGUUCCGCCGCGUGAGCGAGCAGUUCACGGCCAUGUUCCGCAGGAAGGCCUUCUUGCACUGGUACACCGGUGAGGGCAUGGACGAGAUGGAGUUCACCGAGGCUGAGAGCAACAUGAAUGAUCUGGUGUCGGAGUACCAGCAGUACCAGGACGCGACUGCGGAUGAGGAGGAGGGCGAGUACGAGGAUGACGAGGAAGCUGAGCUCCAGGACUAGUGCAAAAUCGACUCUUCCCUAGGUUGAAAUUUCAAUGGAGUACUACCAAGUGUUGUUUAGGUUAAUACCCAAGUGGGGUACUAUGUUUAAUUAAUUUCACUCACUGUCAUGUCAUGUCAAGUCAUGUGUCUGACUACUAGUAGUAGCAGUAGUGGUAUUCUGUUAAUACCAUCUUGUUUCCAAUUGCAGAUGGUCUGUCUGUUUACUGGUUGGUAUCUGUUCAUUUCCUUGUCGAUUUGAUUGUAUUAUGUAUGCUGCUACACAUGUUCUAGUGCAGAGCUGUUCUUUUCCUUGUC